Molecule: messenger RNA, 1793 nt
Organism: Fomitopsis serialis
Lineage: Eukaryota; Fungi; Basidiomycota; Agaricomycetes; Polyporales; Fomitopsidaceae
Exons: 6
Coding region: 392-1627 (411 amino acids)
Source: RefSeq, a predicted model, not a curated record
AAGGUAGAGGGCUAGCCUUGGGAUCAAGUUCCGCGUCAUCUCGGUAAGUGCGUCCCGGCGUUGCGUAACAGUACAUGCUGGAAUCUCAUGACGCGCAGAUGUGUGGAGCGAAAGGGGGACUGCAGAUAUACACUCUAUCGAACUUCGCGCCAAUUGUACCGAUGCCCUUGUCGGAUCCGAGCGACCCCCGCAUUUGCUCGCCCUCGAUUUGGGAAUCCGCGACCCCGCGUCGGUCAAACAGUCUACUGAUAUCUCCUAUAAUCGUUUGUCGGAAGAGGCGGACGAGUGCCCCGAACAGAAUCUGGUGAGGGUGUGAUCGCGAAGAGCCCUGCACGUGCCGUAACACGCUGCAAACGCGUGUUGCGACUUGAUAUGGUCCUUCAGCCACCGUAUGACCCAUCGAUACGUCCUCCCCAGUUCUCAUCCUGCUGCGUUUCGGAGCGGUUCUUCGGCGAGACUCAUGUAUAUGAAGGACGAGGCGAGCGACGCAGAGUUCAGCCUGCACCAGGGCCGUAACUACAAUGCGCUGCCGCGUUCUACACGGCGGCCGACCCGCCCGCCGACGAGCAUAGCGCUGGACGAUAACUUCGACGCGAUCACGACGGAGGUGCCCACGGAAUGGAACGUCCCCUACCGCGAGCUCGAAUACGAGGAGUCUAUCAGUGGCUACCAGAACUAUGUCAAUGAGAUCGAGCGCAAGAUGAGCAACGAGGACGAGUUUCACCGGCAAGAGAUUUCGGAGAGAAAACCGGCGCCGCCGCUGCCUAGCGCCCGUUCCAAUGGGUACAUAUAUCGAAACGGGAGCGAGGCGGGGUCGAGGCGGGCGGGCGAGGAGGCAGGAAGAGCCUGGGUGAAAGUCGUGCACGACGGGCCUGAGCGCACUAUCUCCCUGUGGCGCGAGCGGGAUGCCCCGUCUCAAUCUCUAAGGCGGGUCGUAAGCGAUGGGCCGACAGGAAACGGAAGCACGAAGGGCGCUCACGUAGGAGAGCCACACAUGCAUAAGACGGCCAAAGCAACGUACGAGCGUAGCGAGUACAUGGUGGCCUAUCGCCCCAACCCGAAGGAUGGAUAUCUCAUGCCGGUGCUUUCGCGUUCCGAGAGCAUCUCCACUAUUCCAUUCGCGACCAUGGGAAUGGAUCCACGGCCGUUCAACCCUGAGGCCAUGCCUAACAGCCCAACAUCGCCAACGUCUCCGACUAAGAAACAUACUCACGGACGGUCAUCUUUAGAUCGGAGUGAAUUUGUGAUGACGUACCCGCAAACCCCACCGCAUAGCGGUAGUACUGUCAGCUCGCCGGGUCCUCACGUACCGAAACCCUCUCAUCAUCAAUCCUCGUCCCUGAACCAUCAGAUGCCAGGGUCCAUGACCACGAUGGCGCCACCUACGGAUGGAACAAAGGCGACAUCAACCUCUCCCGUCGAGCUCAUCCUCGCCUCGUGUGAGCCGUCCCUGUUGCACAUUGCACCGAUACUUUCCGAGCUUGGCAUGCAACGCAUGGAGCACCUGAGAGCAAUUGCGCGCCUGACCGAGGACACGCGGAAUCGGGAGGUGAAGGAAUACGCGCUGAAACGUGGGGUCACCGUCGUGGAAUGGGCCAUUCUUCUUGAUAAGCUACGAGCGCUAUAGGGGAGUGGUGCAAGAUCGUAGUAUCGCAGUAUCGUCAAACUUGUAUAUUCUCUAGUGCCUCAUUAGCCCCCGCCGUUGAGUACCGUUCCGUUGUAGACUCGAGGGGAGCCAAGAACACCAUCAGUCACUACUAUCACACCUGGACAUAGCGAAAGUUGGCGUGUAC